UAACAGAUUUUCAACCUUUUAAUUCAGCAAAUGGAGAAGGAUUUUUACGUAUGAUUAAUAAGCUUGAUCCUGAGUUUAAGCUAUCAUGUUAUGUAAUGAUAAAAAAAGAUAUUAUUUAUAGAUAUCAAGCUGUAUUUCAAGUUAUAAAGGAAAUGAUUACUCAUACCUGUGAUAUAGCAGCUAUAACUACAGAUCUUUGGACAUCUUACGCAAAAUCAGAAAAUAUGGAAUUAUAUGAUAUAUUAAUUUGUGUUGCACUAAUUAAUUAUCCUCAUAAUGGUAAUAAUAUCCACCAAACUAUUUUAAUUAAACUUCAACUGCUUGAAUUAGAUAGUAAAGUAAAUGUAGCAAUUACUAACAAUGGUAGUAACAUGAUUAAAGCUAUCCAUGAAUGGGAUAGUGUUAAUCAUAUUCCAUGCAAUAAUAAUAAUAUUACUAUAGAUGAGGAUUCUGAAGAUAAUGAAAGUGUACUUGAUGAUAAAGAAAGUGAUGAUAAUAAUGAUAAGGAAUAA
Molecule: messenger RNA, 512 nt
Organism: Funneliformis caledonium
Lineage: Eukaryota; Fungi; Glomeromycota; Glomeromycetes; Glomerales; Glomeraceae
Source: the annotation of a GenBank genome assembly